AAAACAGCAAAGAAACAGAUAGGGAAAAAAAAAGAAGAAGAAGAAAGAAAUGGAGGGAUGUGAAGGGAUGAUGAAUGAUGAUCAGUUUCCAGGAUUCCAAAUCAUGGUUCCUGAUGAAAGAGAUGAAUUCAUGAAGAUACGAAGGCUGAGUCGGCUACAAAGGCGCGCGCCGCGGCCUCUUCAAGUUAAACCGCCUCCGGGUGCUAGCAUUUGCUCGACGGAGCGAAAGAAGGCGGCUGCAUCAGCAAAUUCAUCCACAACAGAGUACUCUGUAUCAGCAACACCUUCUAAUGGUAGCAAUAGUACAUUUGGUAGUAAUAGUACUUAUGGUUAUCAUCAGUAUAGUAAAGAUCCUAUCCCUCUUCUGUCUCCAUUAGUGUUGCCUUCCUUGCUCCAACCAGGAGGGAUGGAUUGAAAGUUUUUUUGGUUUUGUGUGUUAAUGCAAGUUGUGGUAAUUCAAACCAGUACUCUGUACAUUGAGCAAAGGGUGUG
This is a messenger RNA of Oldenlandia corymbosa var. corymbosa, 492 nucleotides long. The record is from the annotation of a GenBank genome assembly. NCBI's taxonomy places the organism in Eukaryota, Viridiplantae, Streptophyta, Magnoliopsida, Gentianales, Rubiaceae.